AUGAGCACCGAGAGGCGCAACGGGGUUAACGUCGACGCUUCCUUCGCCGCCGUUCACAUCGGGGACCGGCGGCUUCGCUUCAUGCAAAAGGACGGCAGUUUCCCCGUGGCGUUCCACAAGGUCCCCAGGGAGUGGAGUCUGUACCUGCUGGACAUCUUCACCACUCUGGUGGAGAUCCGCUGGCGGGUCAUGCUCCUGGUCUUCUCGCUGGCCUACGUGCUCUCCUGGCUUUUUUUCGGGCUUUGUUACUGGCUCAUCGCCUACGUGCACGGAGAUGGAGACGGAGAUGUCGACGGUCCCUGCGUGCUGAACGUUCACGACUUCACCUCGGCGUUUCUCUUCUCCACGGAGACUCAGGCGACCAUCGGUUACGGCUUCAGGGGCAUGACGGAGAACUGCGGGGCGGCCGUGGCGACCGUGACCGCACAGGACGUCUUCAGCUGCCUCCUGGACACCGUCGUCGUCGGCAUCGUCGUCGCUAAAAUGGCGUCGGCGCGAAAGAGGGCUCAGACGGUGGGCUUCAGCCGAUUCGCCGUGGUCAACCGGCGGGACGGCGUCCUGUGUCUGUCCUGGCGGCUCGGAGAUUUCAGAGGGAAUCACAUCUUGGAGGGCGUCGCCCGGGCGCAGCUCGUACGCUACUCCAAACAAUCCCAAGGACCCGUGGUGAUAUCGUACCAGGAUGUGGACAUCCAGAACCGGGAUCUGGUCCUCGCCACGCCGGCCUUAGUCGUACACAAGCUGGAACCGGGCAGCCCGCUCUACCGUAUAAGCCCUGAGCAGCUUGUGGAGGAGGACUUUGAGCUUGUGGUGUCCUUCACCUACACGGGCGACUCCACCGGGAUGCUCCACCAGACGCGCACCUCCUACACCCCUGCGGAUAUCCGCUGGGCGCAACGGUUUCAGGAAGUGCUCCGAGUGACCAAGAAGCACUACAAGGCGGACUACGCUCUGUUUAACGAGACCACGUGGGUGGCGACGCCCGUGUUGAGCGCGGAACAGUGUGACAGGGGGACGACUCGCCCUGGCCUGUCGCGCUCGGUCUCGGCGAAGCGAGCCCGCCGCCGUACGGAGGAGGUCGUGCAGCAGACCCAUUUGUAG
Molecule: messenger RNA, 1098 nt
Organism: Phycodurus eques (leafy seadragon)
Lineage: Eukaryota; Metazoa; Chordata; Actinopteri; Syngnathiformes; Syngnathidae
Product: inward rectifier potassium channel 16-like
Exons: 1
Coding region: 1-1098 (365 amino acids)
Biological process (GO): potassium ion import across plasma membrane; regulation of monoatomic ion transmembrane transport
Cellular component (GO): plasma membrane
Molecular function (GO): inward rectifier potassium channel activity
Source: RefSeq, a predicted model, not a curated record